Sciurus carolinensis (gray squirrel) is the source of this 25853-nucleotide messenger RNA. RefSeq names its product zinc finger and BTB domain containing 20 (gene Zbtb20). Lineage: Eukaryota; Metazoa; Chordata; Mammalia; Rodentia; Sciuridae. Gene Ontology annotation, molecular function: DNA-binding transcription factor activity, RNA polymerase II-specific; RNA polymerase II cis-regulatory region sequence-specific DNA binding; protein binding. The transcript has 13 exons. Gene Ontology annotation, biological process: regulation of transcription by RNA polymerase II. Bases 920 to 3145 code for a protein of 741 amino acids. The record is from RefSeq and is a predicted model, not a curated record.
CUCUCUCUCUCUGCCCCCCUGUCCCUCCCUCUCUCUUGCUCUCUCUCUCUCUCUCUCUCUCUCUCUUCCCGUCUCUGUGGUUUGUAAGGUAGGUUGCAGUGUGUGUAUAUACACAACAUCAAGAGCAGGAAAAUGGACUCAUUAGGGAGGCAGGCAGUCAUUACCACUCACACUGUACUUCCAGGGAGACACCGAUUAUGAGAAGAGAAACUCAGCGCUGGGGAAGAAGGUAUACAAAAAGAAGUGUUAUGAAUUGCCAUUUGAAACUCUGAAGGCUGAAGAGUACCUGAUAAAUUCCAAGUCUGUUUGUGCCCGAUAGCAGACUGCCUGAAGUUACAUUUAGAGACUGAAAUCACUGCACCUUAAAAACAAAAGAUUGAGCUGCACUGUAUUCCUAAUCUCUCACCAUCGCUAACUGGAUAUUUCUCACAACAUUGCUGGCUGCAGUGGCUGGCACUUUUCCUCUGCAUUGUGAGAGAAAGAGAAUUGGCUGGAAUAAAACCUUGCUUUCCAUAUGUUCAACUUGAAAUGCAGCAUUGAAAAGUUCCUUGACCAUCAAUCUGUUGCCUUCCCCUUCUCCUUUGAUGCAGCCACUCUCUGUUCCCUGCCCCAAUGAACAUCUGCACUAGGCCCAAGCCUUGGAGUGAUUUACCUGAAGAGUGACACCAUUGAUUUGGAAACUACUGUAAUGGGAUGGUGUUUUACAGACGUCUCUGUUACUGGAAAACGCUAAACCUGGGAGACUAACAUCCCUCUUAGGCUUCAGAUGAGGAAACUGAAGCCCAGAGAGGUGAAGUGAGGUGCCCAAGGCCACACAGCAAGUUAGAGGCACAGCUAGUACCAUAGCUCAAGUCUCCUGACUCCCAGUCCAGUGCUCCUCCCAUUACUCCACGGGUCCUGUCUCUAAGCUUCCUGACAAAUGCUAGAACGGAAGAAACCCAAGACAGCUGAAAACCAGAAGGCAUCUGAGGAGAAUGAGAUUACUCAGCCGGGUGGAUCCAGCGCCAAGCCGGGCCUUCCCUGCCUGAACUUUGAAGCUGUUUUGUCUCCAGACCCAGCCCUCAUCCACUCAACACAUUCACUGACACACUCUCACGCUCACACCGGGUCAUCUGAUUGUGACAUCAGUUGCAAGGGGAUGACCGAGCGCAUUCACAGCAUCAACCUUCACAACUUCAGCAAUUCCGUGCUCGAGACCCUCAACGAGCAGCGCAACCGUGGCCACUUCUGUGACGUGACGGUGCGCAUCCACGGGAGCAUGCUGCGCGCACACCGCUGCGUGCUGGCAGCCGGCAGCCCCUUCUUCCAGGACAAGCUGCUACUGGGCUACAGCGACAUCGAGAUCCCUUCGGUGGUGUCAGUGCAGUCAGUGCAAAAGCUCAUUGACUUCAUGUACAGCGGCGUGCUGCGAGUCUCGCAGUCGGAAGCUCUGCAGAUCCUCACAGCUGCCAGCAUCCUGCAGAUCAAAACAGUCAUAGAUGAGUGCACACGCAUCGUGUCACAGAACGUGGGCGAUGUGUUCCCAGGCAUCCAGGACUCGGGCCAGGACACGCCACGGGGCACCCCUGAGUCAGGCACGUCGGGCCAGAGUAGUGACACGGAAUCGGGCUACCUGCAGAGCCACCCACAACACAGUGUGGAUAGAAUCUACUCCGCACUCUAUGCCUGCUCCAUGCAAAAUGGCAGCGGCGAGCGCUCCUUCUACAGCGGUGCGGUGGUCAGCCACCAUGAGACUGCGCUCGGCCUGCCCCGCGACCACCACAUGGAAGACCCCAGCUGGAUCACACGCAUCCACGAGCGCUCGCAGCAGAUGGAGCGCUACCUGUCCACCACCCCCGAGACCACGCACUGCCGCAAGCAACCCCGGCCUGUGCGCAUCCAGACAUUGGUGGGCAACAUCCACAUCAAGCAGGAGAUGGAGGAUGAUUAUGACUACUAUGGGCAGCAAAGGGUGCAGAUCCUGGAGCGCAAUGAAUCCGAAGAGUGCACAGAAGACACGGACCAGGCUGAGGGCACCGAGAGUGAACCCAAAGGGGAAAGCUUCGACUCCGGUGUUAGCUCCUCCAUAGGCACAGAACCCGACUCGGUGGAACAGCAGUUUGGGCCGGGGGCGGCCCGAGAUGGCCAGGCAGAGCCCACCCAACCCGAGCAGGCCACGGAAACCCCUGCCGACUCUGGCCCUCAGCCAAACCAGCUAGAAACAGGUGCCUCCUCUCCAGAAAGAAACAAUGAGGUGGAGAUGGACAACAGGGUCAUCACAGUCAGCAACAGCUCAGACAAGAGUGUCCUGCAACAGCCUUCAGUCAACACGUCCAUCGGGCAGCCAUUGCCAAGUACCCAGCUCUACUUACGCCAGACAGAAACCCUCACCAGCAACCUGAGGAUGCCUCUGACCUUGACCAGCAACACACAGGUCAUUGGCACAGCGGGCAACACCUAUCUGCCGGCCCUCUUCACUACCCAGCCCGCGGGCAGUGGCCCUAAGCCUUUCCUCUUCAGCCUGCCACAACCCCUGGCAGGCCAGCAGACCCAGUUUGUGACAGUGUCCCAGCCCGGCCUGUCAACCUUUACUGCACAGCUGCCAGCGCCACAGCCCCUGGCCUCAUCUGCAGGCCACAGCACAGCCAGUGGGCAAGGCGAAAAAAAGCCUUAUGAGUGCACUCUCUGCAACAAGACUUUCACCGCCAAACAGAAUUACGUCAAGCACAUGUUCGUACACACAGGUGAGAAGCCCCACCAAUGCAGCAUCUGUUGGCGCUCCUUCUCCUUAAAGGAUUACCUUAUCAAGCACAUGGUGACACACACAGGAGUGAGGGCAUACCAGUGUAGUAUCUGCAACAAGCGCUUCACCCAGAAGAGCUCCCUCAAUGUGCACAUGCGCCUCCACCGAGGGGAGAAGUCCUAUGAGUGCUACAUCUGCAAAAAGAAGUUCUCCCACAAGACCCUCCUGGAGCGACACGUGGCCCUGCACAGUGCCAGCAACGGGACCCCUCCGGCAGGCACACCCCCGGGUGUCCGCACAGGUCCCCCGGGCGUGGUGGCCUGCACAGAGGGGACCACUUACGUCUGCUCCGUCUGCCCAGCAAAGUUUGACCAAAUCGAGCAGUUCAACGACCACAUGAGGAUGCAUGUGUCUGACGGAUAAGUAGUAUCUUUCUCUCUUUCUUAUGAACAAAACAAAACAAACAAGCAAACAAAAAAAGAAAUAAACAAACAAAAAAGCUAUGGCACUAGAAUUUAAGAAAUGUUUUGGUUUCGUUUUUACUUUCUGUUUUUGUUUUUGUUUUGUUUCAUUUUUGUACUACAUGAAGAACUGUUUUUUGCCUGCUGGUACAUUACAUUUCCGGAGGCCGGGUGAAUAAUAGUUUUCCCAGUCUCCCUCGGAUGGUGGCCUUAAGGCCUGGUAGUACUUCAGGAGGUCCACUGGUUGGAUCUCUAGCUACUGGCCUCUAAAUACAACCCUUCUUUACAAAAAAAAAAAAAAAAAAAUCUUUUAAAAAAGUAAAAAAAAAAAAAAAAAAAAAAAGAAAAAAAAAAGAAAAGAAAAAAUUUUUUCACUUGUGAAGAGCACUACAAAAUAUAUAACAAAAUCUAAAAGGCCUACUGUCUUUAAGUACACCGCUUGCAGUGUUUCAGUGGACAUUUUCACAAUUCUGGCCGCUUGGACUUCACAGUAACCAGUUAAAACUGUGGAAUAUCACUUCUGGUUGAAAACCCAGAGGAAAGGCCCUGCUGUUUUCCACCUACCACGUUGUCUGAUUUCAUAAAAGGGCUGUGGGGGUGGCAGGGGGCAGUGGGUUCAGGAGUGUGGGAAAGAAUGUGGAAUGGCAGGCUUCUCCCCCAGAUUCUGCCACGUCCACACACCUGGCUCACCUCCUUCACAUCCCCCCUCUCAGCAGAAGCCAGGAAGACUUGGAGAAGCAACAAGCAACAGUGGCUAUCGUAUUUAUUCAGUGUCUUCGCUGAGCCUCAGCCUCAGCACAAUCAAGAGGGACUUUCAUGAAAGGCAGAAAUGCAGAUAAAACAAAGAUAUCAGAGAUUUGCACCUAUGUUUCUAGGUACAAGAGAAGGAUUAUUUCCAACAAUCUUUGCAAAAAAAAAAAAAAAAAAAAGAAAAAGUGUCAGGAUAUAUUCUUGUGGAAGAGAAAAAGAAAGAGGAAUGGAGGGUGGGGGGAACAAUAAAAAGUUCUCGAGGCUUUUUUAAUUCAAAAUUUUAUAGAGGGACAAAAGUGACGUUUACCAGAUAGAAUGCUGAUUUUUUUAAUAUAUUUACAACAGUAUUUGUGUAAAAAAAAAAACAAAAAAAAGUGAGAUUGUUAAAAGUAAUUUUUUUUUCAUUUUGGUUUUGCAUACACUGCCACCAAUCCCUUCUCUUUUAUUUUAUUUCACACACAUAUAUAUAUUUUUUUGGUAAGUCAAGACUGUUAAGGUUAGCAAUACUGCUUCCAGAUAGAAAGAAUAAAAGGCAACUAAAGUUAUAUUUGAAAGAGAGGAAGGUUAUUUUCUUCAUAUUUUUUUUAUUUUUCUUAAUUUUUAUUAUUUUAAGUAUUGCCUGGGUUGAUGAGGGCCUCUGUAGCCCACCCACCCCUGCUGUAAUUUGAACUGCUGCUUUGUAUUUUGAUAUGUAGUUCUUUGACUUUUAGCAAGCUUAAGUUGCUCCACUGAAUAUUUUCUUUCACUGAUCCAUGCAGAAUUCUGUUCUCUUUCAGGGGAGGGACUUCAUCUUUCAGAAGUAGUUUUCUUGCUUCUCCAAUAUUUCACUGGGCUCUUAUGAUUCUAGAAUUUCUGUUGACUGCUUUUUUCUUUGAUGAAACACUAGUAGUCUAGAUGUCUUGACAAAUGGGUUUGUCUGUUUUCUGGUCAGCCGGGAGGAGGACUUCACAAAGUCCAUACCUCUUCACUCUUCAGAACCCUACAAGCACCGCUGUGAGAAGCCUGUUACAAACAAUGAUGCAUUGAUGCCAAAAUUACUUUCUUCCUUUCCAGUGUCACCUUCUGACUCUUUCCACCAUGGCUAUGAGGGCUGAAUAAGACUAUCAUUCGUUAGAUGAGUUUAUCAAUCCUUGCUUUUUGGAAAGGUCUUAGGGAAAUUAACCAUUUUCCUGAUGCCGACACCCACCAUUCAAAAGGCCACCAAUGUACUGCAUCUUCCCAGGUGCCACUCUCUCUUCCUAGUUGGGAUUUCUCUCCUCGGUCUGAUCAAGAUACCAUCAAGGAGAUUUUGCUGUUAUAGUGUCCUGAAUAGAUUCCAACAAAAAUAGGACUUUUUAAACCUAACAGUACUCUCAAAGUGAUUUCAUAACAGGCAUGUUUUAACACACUUAAAGGGAAAAGUAAAUCUUUGAACAAAACAAAAAUGCCAAACUAUAAUUUUAAAAAGAAGAAAGGAGAGGAUAUUUUAGUUUCAAAAUUACUCUACAUUUUAAUUUAAUUUUCCUUCUAAUUUUCCUGUUAGUGUUUUAUUUACAAAAUCCAUGCAGCAAAUAAGGGAAAAUCUUCUAAGGCAAGCAACUCUAUAAUAACUAAAUUGGUUUUAUUCAUAUAUUUUAGACAUUUGGUUAACUUGGAUGUUUUCCAUAAGUUCUUUGUGAUGUUUAGUAGAAUUCGUGCAACUGGAGUGUUUGUGAGUUUUAUUUGUCCUCCAGUAGAUAUUUUGCUAGAAGUUUUCACGUAGACUUGGAUGGUUAACUGGUUACUAAGUAUCACCCAUUUUAAUUUCUAAGAGGAAUUCUACCAAGGACACUGUAUCCAAAACUGACCUAUAAAAGUCAAUGAGAAAUGGCUUCAGAAAUACAAAAAGUCAAUUUUUCUAUUGCCAGUUUUGCUUUUUAAAAUAUUAAUGUGGACUCUGAUAUUUCCAUUAACCACCAAUAGAGGGAGCAUUAAUUAACUAUGCCAUGGAAUUGAUUGAUAUUUUGGUAAACAAGUCAUUCAAUCCAUAAAAUUUUAAAAAAUUAAGAUUGAGGGGAGAAAACUUCAAAGGAAAAUGACAUGAAAUCAAUCAGCAUCUUUCAAAUGAAAGAAGGUCAAAAAUCACUAUAAAAUAUUUUCAAUUAUCUGACCUUUGCAAAGUAGACAGAAUUAUAAUACCUCCAGAAAAGUUGGUUUUGAGUGCUGUUUGGGUCACGUUUAGCUGUCUGCUUCUCAAAUCUGGGGUAGGCCCAUUUGCCUUAAUGCUGAUUUGCUGUUCUAGAAAGGUAAACAAUUGGGUUAAAAUCCACCUUUUGUUGUAGAGCAUUUAGAGAAAAAAAAAAAAACUACAAGUGACUUGAAGCCCUGAUGUCCUCUCUUCCCUGUAAAGAAAGUAUCUCUUUUAAAAAAACAAUAUUGGGGGCCCCAAAAGAAUUCUGGUUGAGGUGAUAUAAUCAUUGUAGACCAGCACAAAAUGAACUGCCAGGUUUGGAUGGUGUAGACUUGUUCACAAUGUGUCUUUUCCUCCCAUACAUCUCCCAGCCUAAAAUAAUUGACAAAUUAUUAUUUGAGAACAGGCGAAAACUAAGUCAGAGAGGGGAUUCCAAGCUGGGGGAGCAAAGUUGCUGUGAGACUGUAUGUCUGGCCUCCGAAGACAUAAAGCCUCUGGCUUUCCAAAUUGACCCACAAUUAGAAAAUAAAUGAAUCUGCACCUAUUUCAAAAGGAUGCAGAUACUUUCAGAUUGCCAACCCACAAUCACAGUUAAAACAUCACAAAUAUCUCAAAAAAUAGAAAAACACAUUUGGCCUCAAGAUCAGAGAAUCAUUAUGAAUUCCUUAGUUUUUUUGGUGGGGGAGUUCAAAUCCUAUAAUUUUCUUACAUUUAGACCUUCAACCUAGGAUGCUAUCAAUACUAAAAGAAAAGAAAAUUUCUUUUAGUAACCAAGAAAAAGAUAAGAUCAAAGCAGAUCCUUGAAAUUUAAGACCUCUUAAGAUGAGUAUCAGGAAUAAAAAUUGGCAUGGAAAAGAACAUUUUUUAGCAAUGUAUAAUUUUUAAAAGAAUUUGCUGGACAAAAAAAAGAAAAAAAAAGUUAAAAGGGAGUGUUUAUCUCAAGACAUUAAGAUAUAUACUCUGUGAAAAAUAAAAUUUCCUAGCACUAAAAACAUUGGUAGUAUCCCGGCAUAGCAGGUGUUUUUUUUUUCCUAUUAAAUACCAAUAUUUGUGCAUAAAAGAACCUCUAAAUAUAUAAAAUGUAACCCUAAAAAGGAAAGAAUCAUAACAAAUGGAAUCUAAAAUGGGGAAAGACUGAAAAAACAAGCCAGCACCCCCCCCCGAAUUGAAAUAUUUUUAAUAUAUAUUUUAAUUGAAUUGUAAACUUUCACUCCUCAUGACAGUUUUAUACACGUUUUCCUUCCCAAGUUCCUAAUACUAUGAAUCUAUUUCUGUCCUGAGUAAGUGUAAUAAAGUCUCAGCUCUUUUAUAGGUGCAGACCAUCCCCUUCUCCUAGACGCUUUAAGAGGUCACAGUAGCUCUUAGCCUUAGAAAGUCUUGGGUUUUCUUUGUUUAGAAGUCACAGAGGUUUCAUUUGUAUCAUCAUAAUAUUCUAUAAGAACCAAGAAAACCUUUUCAUACCUACAAGCAGGGAGAAUGUAUGCAUUCUGAUAACGAAAAAGGAAAAGGCUUCCUUUGUGUUUGUGUCACUUUAAGUCCUAACACCUUACCCUGCAAGUACUUCCAUCAUGCGAACACAUCAGCAGUAUAUGCCCUGCUCAUUCCACCAAAUCAGUGUUUUCUCUCAUCACACAAUCAAAAAUGAGGCGUGUCCCUUAUCAAAUCCCUCAGAUGCCCAGAAAACAUAAUAAAGGCUCACGUUGCUUCCUUGCAGAGACUCCUCCAUGAUGUUCCUUACACCUGUUGCCCUUAGGAAAGGGGGAAGCGAAGUAGAUCUGGCUGGCACACUAGAUAUGCCCCUCCUGGAGCCUUCCUCUGUGUUUCCUGAAGAUGUUAUUUGAUUAGUUAGGACUGAGGGCAGGGGAUGUAUGAUUCUGCAGAAGAGGUAUCAGAUGGUGGCAUCAGGCCUGCCUCUGCUACAGCCAGUGUGUGCUGCAGACAGGGAACAAAAGGAAGGUGACAUGCAGAAGCAGACACAAACUGAGAUGCCCUGGGGACUGAGAACUGGAGGGGGCUCUUUCUGUUGUGACUGGAUUCUUAAAAGAAAUCUUCUAAAAGAAUUUUUAAAUUUAGUAAUGAGUUGAAGUCCAGGGUAAUGGAAGCUCUGGGGAAGAGUACAAAAGAAUUGCAAAAUGUAUUUAUUCAGCACCCGACAAUGCUAAACCUGAAAACAUCCAAUCGAUAAACUAGGAAGUUUGGCAAGAGGUACUUAGAGAAAUCUCUAUUUUUUUCCCUUGGGUAGGGUGGACAGUUUCUUUUGAGUGAUUUCCGGCUCUGAGAAACUUCUUUACUUGCUAGAAAAUAACUUUAUUUAAAUAGUCAAUUUUGUCCCCUGGAAAAAAGAAUUAAAAAUAAUGAUAAUAAAAGGAAAAAAAAAAUAGGACACCAGAGACAGAAUCAAGUGAGUUGGUGACAAAUUAAAGAAAGGGUGCACUAGAAUUUCAACAGACCCCUAAGAUCAUAGAGAAAGCAAAGCAACCCACUACCCUUAGCCUGCCACUCUCAAGUCUGCAGUGAAUCAGGAAAGCCUUGAGCUGACCCAGUCAAGGGGCUUUCUGAAAUCAGACAGAUCGUUCCAACGGGACCACCACAACCUUUUUCCCCUUUCUGUGUUUUCCUGAAGAAAAGUGUUGUUCUCUUAGGUACCCAGAAAACAGAUUACACGGGGCAAACUUUCCAAAGCAAUCUCUGCCCAGUGCUCCAACUGCAUAGGAAGACAGAAAAGGGGCACCGAAAAGAGGUCCUUGGGGGAGAUUUUUUUUUUUAAUUUCCAAAGGCUUUAUGUAUAAUGUUCUCAUUUCUGAUACUACUUAAAACCUCCCCAAGAGGAAAGGUUGUGGUGACUUCGUGUUCCUCUAAACACAGCAUGUGGAAACUAUUCAUCCAAAGCAUCAUUUCUAGCACUGGGUAUCAAGAUGAUCAGCCUGAACAAAGUACCCCAAAGAUUUUCUAAGUCUCUGAAGACUUUUUUUUCUUCUUGAACACUGAAUCCAUAGUAAUCAGUGAUGUACAUUAGCAGAUCCCAAGAAAUGACAAUGAAAUGGUAGUGUUUUUCCAUUCUUCUUAGGGCAAAUAAGUAGAGGAUGAUUGUACUAGUUCUUUUUCAGAACUAUGUGUUUCCUCCUCACUGAAUGCCCUGGGUUAAAACAAGAAAAAUCAUCUUUCCACACCACUAAAACAACCUGUCAUUCCAGUGGCUUCUUUAGGCCCCGCCUGUUGCUCCAUAGACCAAAUACUUUCAGGCUAAAAUCUAAUCUUAAGUGACCUCAGUUAAGGUAUUUUCACAAGAAGUCACUUAUAGUACAGAAUUAUUGCCUUAAGUCAGAAUUCCCAGGAAAGAGGACAAAAGACACAGAAAUUGGAAGGCUGUGACGACAUGGACAUUUCUUGCUUUUUAAUGGUUGCAUGAUAGCAAAAAUAAGCCCUAUUCAUGACAAAGGACUCUGGAAGCCGUGACUUCUUGGGGAGGCACCAAAGCUGUCCAGAGUUGGCCACUCUCAGGAAGUGGCUGAUAUUUUUUGCCUACUCAUUUUCAUUGAUGGGUCUGGGCUUAGUGUAAAACAAACAUAUUGCUAAACAGUGCCUCCCAUAAAGCAUGAUCACGGGUCUCUGGGAUGCCGGUUUCAAACAUUUCCUUAACAGGGAGAAUAAUCCCAACAAAAAGCUUGCUUUCUCUCUAUGGUGUAUAUCUCUAAACUCUUUUCCUCUCGGGUUUUGGAGUGCAUCUGGUUUAUCUGGUGGUUCUUUGUUUAACUGCAAAUUCUCAACUUUCGCAUCUUCAGUGAAAGAGAAUAAUCUGCAGAUCAUGAACAAAACCUAGCCACUAUCCUCGGGAGUCUCAACUUCUGGGAUACCUAAUUAGAGUAUAAAAGUUCCUACUAACCCUCUUUCAGAUUCAGAGGUUUCUUGGUUCAGAAUGCCUAAAUGCGAGGUUGAUACACCCAAGACAGAAAAAAAAAAUUAACCCCAUAGAAGACAUCUGUUUCUACUAUGUUUGCAACAGUUGUCAUUGCCCACAAUGUCAUUGCAAUUUAUUCUAGUAAUGAAAGGUCUUAACUCAUCCAGUGUGGCACAGCUGUGGUCCAGAAUGUCUGUACAUCAUGCGUGUGCACACGCAGUAUGAGGUUCUCUUAGUUCAAAACUAUUCCACAUUCAUAUUACCUAGUGAUGGCCAGAUAUUUGGAAAUUUCCAGCUAGAACUCAAAAGUCUAACAUAGCUCACAUACCUGCUUCUGCUCUGCUGCCUUACUCAGGUGCAUCAGUAUCUGGGAUGAGGCUUAAGGGCAUUCUGAAAGAGCCCAACCAUUAGUAAUUUCUAUUUAUCCCUUUGAUGAAAAACUUGAAAAAAAGUGCUACUCUUCUAUUGGAUUUACUGAUAUGUGUUUGUCUAUAUUUAUUGUCAUCUGGGUGUGUGUGUGCAUCUCUCAAAAGAAGCACACACAGGCAGAGGUCCUGGUGCAUAGAUGCAGUUGUCUCUUCCCACCAUUGUGCCCAGAUUUGUGGCUUCCUUCCCAGGAAGUAGUCACCUGCCCACUCUUGCCUUUUACAAUGUUUUGGAAUUGGAAUAAAUAAAAGCAGUUUGUUGGCUCCACAGCAAACCCACAGGGACAGGCUGUUUUCCUCCAGAAGAAGGUGGAACAUAAGUACUCAACUGUGGAGCAGAACAGAGGGAGUAACAAUCAAGGGCAUCUCACCAGGUCUCCUGGAGGGGGCAUUAAAGUCAGGCAGGCAAGGCCCAUACAAACUUUGGCCUGAGUCAUCCCAUGACUCCAUUUCUUUCCUUUCUGAAACCCAGUAUGGGUACACACUCACACACAAGAGCCCACAUGUGCAUUUUGACUCCCAGAUGAAAGCUUCCUAAUACUUCCUGCAUUUGCAGGAUCUUGUCAUCAUUUACGAACUGUCUCCUGAAACCAGUGUGGCCUUUGCCAAAGUCUUUCCAGGAGUGGGUUGUUUACCAUGUCUAGCAAACCAAUAGACUAUCAGGGGAAUAUUUGGGGGGAAUCUCUAAGAAUUGAUGGCUCUUGCCCAUCUCAAAUGUUAAAGUAGAAUGUCACUCUAGUGUAAUACACUGGGUGAAUGGACCUGGCUCUUGUAGCUGACUCUGAUGGCUUGGUGGUCCAGAAACAGUCGGAUUGUUUUUUCACUUCAUGCCCUCCUUUUACUAGAUGGUUUAUUAUUUUUUAUGACAUGUAGAUUAUUUCUGCUUUACAGAUUUCAGAGGACAUUUGUCUUUCCUCUUCUAUUUUGGUGACUUCCCCUGCCCCAUGAAGUAAGGCUACUUACAUUUGCAACUUUUUUGUUAUUAUUUUUAAAAAUGUAUGUUGUCUUUCUAUAUCCAAAAGAAGUCUGUGACUGUAACCAUACGUAUUUCUUUUUACUGGAAAAAAAAAAUGAGUUCUGUUUUUUGGGGUUUUUUUUUUGUUUUGUUUUGUUUUGUUUUAAUUAACAGUACUAGUGACUUUGUGGAAGAAUAUGAGUUACUAUUUAGGUAUGCUUACUUAAGUAUAGUACACUACAUUGCAGUAUUUCUGAAACCUAGAACAUACACACUAUAUAUAACAACUCUAUAUUGAAAUAUAUAUUACAUUAUAUUCAUUUUGACUUUUGAAUCUGCCUAUGAUCAUGAGUUGAUUGACCUAUUAUUUCUUUGCAUAUAUCACCCAUCACCAACCUGCUGCAGUUAAUCUGGUGCGUUUAAUACUAAUCAUUACUGCUCUAGUUUGCUUUUUAUAUUAUCAGCUUCAGUAUUGUCUUUAGAGGAUUUUAGGAUUUUUUUAAGCUCAGACUUAGCAAAUGUAGGAAAGUAAAAACUAUUUUUUUUUUUUUUUUGGUGUGGCUAAUACAAAGAGGUUCAUAUUCUAAGUGAUCUUGUUGAGCUGACCCUCUCAAUAUCUGAAGUACAAAAGUGCAUAUGAAUGUAUCUGUGAUAUUUCCCCCUCUAGGACUGUCAUUAUCUGUAUUUGCUUCUAAAAAUACGACCAUGGGGCUGCUCAACCUUCACAUGACCUGACCAACUAACACAAGCUGCAUUCAAAGGGCUGCUCUUGUGAGAAGCACAGGACAGGGAAAUGCCUAGUUGUCCCAGCUGUAUUUUCAAACAUUGAUUUUAAAUACCAGUUUCUUACUGGCUACUUUCUGUUUUCAAUAUGCUUACAAUUAUUUUAACAAGUCUUCAUUUCCCUGGAGGUAGUUUGGCAAUAUAGUGUUCAUUUUCCCAAGAGAUUUCUUUUUAAACUAAAGCCAGAGUUUGAGGAACUUUUUAUUGACAGAGGCUAAUGCAGAACUCAGAAAUAUAUAUCACAUUUUUCAGUCUUCGGAAUCCAUAAAAUGAUGGCUCUUGGGUAUCUGGCCCUCAGAAUCUCCACUUGCCUAUAAAGGUGGGGAUUUGGUGCCUUUCCUCUUUAACAAGACCCAUGGAACUUUCAGAAGUCAGGCAUCCUAUCUUCCUAUAUAAAAAUGAUUUUUAGAUAGUAUUUUGAGAUUAAAGAGUUCCUUCAGCUUCCCUCUGCUCUUCAACCCAGUGUCUGGGAAACAUCAGAGUUGGAUCCAUUUUUCAUCUAUCUUGGGCUCACGAGACCAGCCUCAUUUCCUCCAUUCUGUAUUCAGGACAAAACAAAACAGCUUUUCAUAAAACUGUGUAAAAACCUUCCUGCCUUGGACCAACAUUAAGGCUUCUCAGUGUGAACACACCAAUUCCUUUCUUCCAUCUUCCCUGAGAGAUUAUUUUCUGGUCUCAUCCUAGUCUGCCAUACCUUGUCCAGCCAAUCUGCCCCAACCCCACCCAAGCUCUCCUCAGUCCCCUGGUACUCACUAAGGCACCACCACUCUUAGUCUCCUUGAAAGGGCUCAUGAUGAGUCUAAGAGCAAAAUCAACAAUGUAUUCUCCAUUUUCAACUAAACACAUUUCUACUAGACAAAUGUGAUUGUAAAUUGACCGUUCCUGAAGCUUCUGUACGUGAAGCCAGAGAUCACGUACCCUCCAAAUUGUAUCCAAUUUGGAUCACCUUAUUAUUUUCCUCAUUCCUUUUCCUAACCUGCUCUAUUUUUUUGUUUCUUUUUAAGACUACUAUGAAUUAGCUUUUGUCUCAUCACUGCCCCCCCAAAUUCCAAUACUACGUUCUGAUCCCCGACUGUUCAUUUCUCUUCUUCCCCCUACCCAUUCUGAAUGUCCUUCCUGAAAUGAGUUCAUAAACUUGAGACUCAUAGGCAGAGUGAAGCAUGUCUUCAUUUUAGCUCCAGAUUUUAAAAGUUGUCAAUAUUCUUUUGAGAGUGGGAGGACCUGAGUCACAGUUUUAAAUGUCAACUGUACUAGCUGAGAUCAUUAAUUCCUCUCACCUUCACAUUUGGCCAAAGAUAAAGAGAAAAGUAUUUCUGGUUUUUUUUUUUUUUUUAAUACCACAGUUUUCAAAUUCUUGAUAUGAAUAGACCAUCUCUGAGAGAAAAAUUGCUAAUGCUGACUAUUUCAACCCCUGCUAAUACUUAGCCGAACGUCAUAUCUACCAGGUACUAGAUUUACAGAAAUCUAAAGAAAGGGGUAACAUUUCAAAAUAACUUGGAUAACCGUUGAAGUUUUAGUGAGCUCUUCUCAAACAAGUAAAGUCACUGCUACCUAAAUGCAUUGCAAAGGAAAUUAGGAAGAAUUUCUUUACUUAAUACCUUUUUGAAAAGACAAUUUUCAGUUGACUUAGAAAUUUGAGCAGUAAUUUAUUUAAGAUAUGAAAAGAUCCAUAAAGAUUUUCAAGUGUCUAUUUUGCAACCAGAGAUUGCAAUAUGUGCUUAAAGAAAAUAUUAAUAAGGCUGGAUGGAUACUCUAAGGGCUGUGCAGUAUACUGCCCAAUUCCAGAAUACUCACCUUGUAAUUUGGUCAUUGUGCUAGAUAUCAUUCCAAUGAAUUUCAACUGUCUGGUCUUCAAAGCAUUUUCCAGAAGACUGAUCCCAUUUGGGGUAUAACACUUUCAGGAUUCUUUAAAUGUCAUCUCUUCACAAUAACCCUCUUAACAGUCUUCCUUGACUUUCCAGUCUAAUGCCCUUGCCAUGGUACCAGAUUGCCCCUCAGCUCAUACAAAGACAGAUCUUGUGACAGGUAGAGCAUUGCCUGGUUUUAAGUGCACAGGGAGUAUGGCUUCAGAUCUUGAUAAACAGAAUCAACAUUUAUAAUUAUAAAUGUAUUCUUAUUUGACUUUAGGCUUGACCCGGCUUUUGUCUUAAUCAAACCAAUUUGUAGCAUUGAUUCACACAUAGAGAGCAAAAAAAUAAAUAGAAGGUCCAAAGGUCCUGAGGCAUGCAUCUAGCAGGAAAACAAUGUUUCUUAAAGACAAUAUUUACAUUGCUUAAAACUAUGCCCUUCACUUGGCAUGUUCUUCUAGUCAGUUCUAUCCCCUUCUCUUCUUUUGUCCAUUCUGACUCCUGGUAUUGGUUUUUAAAGUGCUCUUUAUCUAAAAUACUCUUCUCCUUAGGCAUUGCUGUGUGAAGGAACAAAAGAUUCUUUUCUAAAUCCUUAAAUACUAUCAUGUAUAUGUGUAGUAGGAGAGGAUCUGGUCCCGAUGGAUCCCAUCUUGUCCAGUUAAUCCAGAUUGCCUUCUAUUUUCCCAAGAAAAGUUCCAACCCUGAGACCUGGGACACAACCCCUGUUAGUCGCAGAUUAGUGACUAAAUCUCUUAAUAUUCUAGAGCUCCAAGGUGUGAAUUUCAUAUUGUUUGUGAGUCUCCUGUUUUUCCAAGCUGACACCUCUCAGUAGCACCAACAGCCCUAACAUUAACUAAUGCAGCAAAAUAAUGGUCAGAAACACUAUAGUAUAUAUUUGGAAGGGAUUAGGAAGGGAUUUUUUUUUCUUUGUUUCCCCAUAAAAAGCUUGCUUCUCCCUCAUCCCCGCAAUGCAUUUCAGAAAGUCUGCAUCUCAUUUUAUAGAUAUGUAGUUUUAGUUAUUUGCAAAUGUAGCUUAGAAAAUGUUCUGAGAUUGAGGCUGGUAGCAAACAAGUUUAUUUUCUGCACUGGACUUUAGGACAAGUGUGCACAGAUACAAUUCCUUCAAAGAAAGUGAAACAUGGUAAAGCAAAGGGAUAAUACUUUUACACAUUAAAACAGUUGUUUGCUAUCUGUAAACCUUGAUUUAAGCAUAAUUAUGUCUUUUUAUAAAUCUGAAACUGGAGGAAUGUGUAUUUUAGUAAAGUUUGUUUGUUGAUUUGUUUCUUUUUCUUUAUCUUUUUCUUCUCAAGGUAGUUUAAGAUUUUGAUUCUUUAAUUUGGUACUGUCCAUGGGUAGUCUAAUAACUAACGACCGCCACAGUCAUUUUCCCCUUAGCAGAAAAGCUUUCUAUCUUACCAUUAGGGAAUCUUUCCUCCGUGAAAAAUCUUUGUUUUUCUAAUGGCACUUGAGAACUUUGAGGACAGAAAUUCUCUCUAUGCUUAGAGCAUAGAAUAGUUCAAAUAAAAAUUAUUCCUUGAGGAAGAAACCCUAUUUGCCCAAACUAACAGAUUUCCAGCCAAAGAAUGGGAAUUGAUGCAGAUGAAGGUCAUGCAUUUUAUACUACAAAUCCUUACUGCCUCCUCAAAUCCUUCCUGGAAUAAGGAUAGGGAUAAAUUAAUUUAAUUCGAUUGCCCUAUAGAUGUUUCUUUUUAGUAACUAGUGUAGAAUACCCAGCAAAGAAAAAGAAAGUGUGCUAAUAAAAUGUCAAACUCAGUUGAUCUAUAGAUUUUUAUAAUUAUAUGGAUUUCUUUAAUCUUCAUUUCAAGACUGUAUGUGUUCAUGAGGUCUGAAACAGAACAUCUACUUCCCCAUUGCCUCUCAUCUCACCCACCACCCAGGCGCUGGAGAUGGUAGUAAGUGGGAGAUUGUAACUGCAUCACUAGUACUUCACCUAUCCAUACUCCAUCAUCACAGAAGAAGAAAUACCCAAGUGAGAAACUAGUGGGGGGGGGAUUUUAAUGCUUCAUUUGAAUGCAUACUGUUUUUCAACUCAAUUUACAGAUAGACUGACAACCUUUUAGUAACCAGUCUAUUGUGCUGCAAUUUACAUUCUUGGUCCACUCUUUAAAUUAUUUGCAAUUUCAAUUAAGUGAACAGAGGCAAAGCAAAAAGAGGAAGCAGGACAAUGUGAUGGGACCAAAUUUGAUAGCAUCCUGGAUUGCUUAAGCCAGUUUUUAGGAUUACCAGAGGAAGUUGUUGCAACUCCUCCUUGUCUUGGCCGCCUGGCAUGAUGAUAGUUCGAAGAGUUAGUAUGAUACCUAUACUUACUUAAGACUAUUCUUACUGCUUUCAAACCCAUCUAAAGAAUUUGUAGAAACCCUAUACUGCUCCUAUACCUAAUCUGCUCUCCAGGAUACAUGAGGAGCAUGCAGAAAGAUAACUGAAAAUAAUGGCUCAAAUUUGAGAUAAGAUUCUGCUAUAGUCUGAAGUACUUUGGGUGUGUUCAUCGCUAGGGGAAUAUUUGCAAAACAAAACUCUACUCCUGCUAUCCUUGGGACAAACUUUGAUCUGGAAUCACCUGUAGUUUUAUAAUAGAAAAAUUUCAAAGGUAUUUUCAGAAGUUGAACUUCUUCCUUAAGUCCCACUGAUUUGAACUUCACUUUUCCUAAGGAAACAUUAAGAUAUAAAUUAAGGACAAUUUUCAUAUAUCUAAUUAAAAUUGACUUUUGCACUAUUGUUGAAAGAAUUGUCAUUUUUCAGAGUACAUGAAGGGGAAUGUCUUGUAAUCCUCAUCCUAUGUAGCAAACAAAGAUGAGAAGCUGAUGAUAGAGAAAUAUCAGUGAUAAUUUGCUGAUCCCAGUAUGCCAGGCUCCUUUGUUCUGUGAUCUAUUCUAAACUGCACAGGGAUUCACCUGAAACUCCCAAUACAUGUGUGGGUCUGAGCAUACAAGUAGAUUCACAUUCUCGGAGUAGCAAUCCAGACAAAGAGACAGAUUCUUGGGGAUCAUCAAAGGCAAAACAUUUCUCCAGAAUCACUCAUUGUCACAUCUCAAACUGAUUCUAGAUUCAUCUUAGCGAGAAGUGAGCGCCAUAAGAAAUCCUACUAUGAAUUUUUUUCUUGCUGAAUAAUAUAAGAAGAAAUACAAUGCUGAAUCUUUAUUUUGGUAUAAUAAUUUACUUUCAUAUUUAAUAGUUGUACUUUUUGUUUAAGUGUGUCAUUGAGUUAUUUGAACCAGUUUUCAAUCCAUCAUCCUGAGAGGGGCCUUGAGAAUUUCUGUGUAUGUGGGAGUAUCUAUAUCUGUGUGUAGUCAGGGGAAAAAGUGAAUAGAAGAGGAAUGAAGUGAGGGGAAACAUGGUCACUGUAGGGAAGUGAGCACUCCUAGUGCUCUGUGUGUUAGGUAAGGUAACUGCUGCCUGUAGCCCUUGAAGAAGAGCUGAUUGCACUAUUCAAAAAUAAGAACCCAGCACUGUUAAAUUUAGGACCUGUUUUGGGAAACAGGAAAUUUUUAUCUUUUUCUAUACCCAUUUCCCUUAGCAUGGAGCCAUUUCACAUGAUAAAAACCCAUUAAAUAAAAACCACUACUGACCUUUGCAUUAAGUAGCUCUUUUCCUCUUCUAAAUAAUAGCCCUGAUUUCAUUUGACUACUUCCUUUUCUUUUCUGGCUAUCAACUUCAUGUUUUACAGAGUAAUACAUAGGUGCAUGCUAGUUGUUUCUCGCUUUUGAGCUAAAAAAACAAGGACAACAAAAGAGAUGAUUUAUAGAAGUGUAAGGUGAAGACUGAAUUUCCCACUUUUGUAGCACUGGUAUCUAUUAAGAAGAGCUGUUUGGGGUUGAACUUUGAGUCUGGUUUUUUUGUUUUAUAUUUUUUUGUUUUUUGUUUUUAUUUUUUGCACUAAGUAUGACUGCACUGCACUGCACUACUGAAAUGUAUUUACUUGUGCUGGGAGAAAGUGUGUUAGGAAAGAAAGAGAAAAGUUAUAAAAUGAGAAACAUCACAAAAAUGGAGAGUUAUUUCCAUCAUGCUUGGUUUUAGCAGGGUUAGUGAGAAUCUGUGGAAUCUUGCCAACUCUUGUUCAAGCCUAGAAACUGCCACGCUGAUUAAAAAAAAAAAAAAAAAAAAAAAAACCUGUCUUCUUAUUGUAAAGAAGCUGGUUCAUACAGCAAACUGAGGGCAUUCAAGAAGAAAUUUACCCAAUGUUGUUUCCAGCUAAGCUUUUCAGUAAGAGUUGCCAUAGCAAGGAAGCGAACGGAUCAACUGAUAAUGAUGUUGAAGUCUUCCUCACAAAGCCCCGGCUGGUGCAUGUGUCAGUGUGACAGAGGGUAGUGGUACUUGCUCCUUACAAUAAUAAAUAAAUAAAUAACCUUGUUCACAUUAAGAUAUCCUUUCAGCCUGAGCACACUUUUCCAUCCCUGGGUGAAACCUAGAUUGGGCUAACCAAAGAGGAAGGCCAUGCAUGUGGUAGAGUCCUUUAGGAUGACAGUAAGGGAACAGUGCAAUAAACACUGAGAACCAGUGAGGUGAAAGGUUUAUUUUGAAACAAGCUAGGCCAACUUUAAAAUUGGAGAAAGGGUUGGAGGGCUAAUCAGAACCAAACAGCUGCUCCAUCACAGACUAUCCUUAGUAAGAAGAGACCUUAACAGUGCCUAAAAGUUUAGCUUUGAGGUUUCCUUUUUUUCCUAACUUUUCUUUGUUAGAUUUAUUUUUAUUGCCUUUUUUAAUCUUAGAAGCAAUCAGUUUGACAGCUCUUUAGUAAAUGUUAAUAAAAAAAUCUUGCACCACAGGAAAAGUAAUAGGUUGUAUGGGGAAUAAUGAAACAAGAGUGAAAAUGCUGAGGGACUCUUCCAGAACCAGGGUGACAGCUUUGGAAAAUUCUGGUUCUGGAAGAAAGGAUCACAACCUAUAUCAACAACUAAUGUUGAAUUUCUCUGAACACUAUCACAUGUGAGAUCAUCAAUUUGGAAAACUCUCAGUUGAGGCCUCUUUCCUAAGAUUACAACAUUGAUAUCUGUCUCUUUCUUUCCUCCUUACCAUCCGUCCAAGUUUACCAUUCCAAAUUUUUAAAAAUUUAAGGAAGUUGUCAGCCUUGCUGGUUAGAUAAACUCCAUGUAGAUCUUUCAGAACUAACAUUAGCAAUCCCUUAUUAAUUCAAGGCAUUAUCUCUGUUUUAAAUAAGAAACUCUCAAUUCAGAGCCCUUAACAAAUAUUUAUUGGGUAAGCACUAAGAGGAUGUGACUACACCAAACCAAAGCUGAGGAAAUAAAUAGUUGAUCUUUUAAAAUAUACUCACAUUAAACGUUCUAGGAUACUUCUCUUGAGGUUUUGGGGGACAAUUUCUUCCUUGAAUCUUGCAUACCCACUCCAGUUCUGUCACCAAAGAUUUUAAUCUCCAGAGCCCAACCUCUCUCUCAGACAAAAGUACUACAGUAGGCUCAAGGGAUAUGCUUUUGGUGUUCAAGGGAUUACACUUUGGUUUUCCUUUCGUUUGUAGUGGUAUUAACAGGAGAACUUGUCAGUGGAGGAGUUACUGAACUGUCUUUAUGACUUAGGGUUUGGUCACUGGUUUGAAAAAAUAGGGACAAAUACACAUUAGUGCUUGACACUGUUAACUGUCUUUAGUAGUCAUGACCUAGAGACUGAUGGAGAGAAAGAAACUUCCAAGGAAGAGAGUGAACUCAAUCUUUGGAUCAUUGGUGAAACAUAAGGCAACAUGUAUGUAAGUGCAGGUUGGGGCUCUACAUGGUCAGGGUCAAUAGCAGUGGCCGAUGAAUGCAAGUCUUGAAAAACCUGGGUCUAGAUUUUGUUGUGGUUGCUGGAGGGUUGAAAUGCCCAAGCCCAUAGUAAGGAAAAUGCUUGGAGGCUGAUCUGUUGUGAUAGUGCCUUUCUUGUCGUAGCAAGUACUAGAUAAAUAAUUUAUUCACUAAUGCUUUUCUGGACCAUUGCCCCCAGUCUUCUGAGGAGGUCUGAAGGGAUAGUAUCCAUUUAAGAUGAAGGGAUAGGAUAUUGCUCCUGGAAUGCUGUGAUUUGCUGAUAUUUGCACUAGAUUCUAAACUCUCCUUUAAACUGGAGCAACUGAAUGAGAGAAAAACCAAGGACAACUCAAUGUUAAAAGAAACCAAAAGCAGUAUUUUCUGACUUAUGCCAUUUCUCCCCUUCUUCUCUUCUCCUUCCUCUUCCCCCUCCCCUCCUAUCCUUUCUAUUUUUCUUUCUCCUUCCAAUGGAAGAAAACUUCCCAUUUGUUGAUUAUGAAGCUCAACUCUUACCAAUUCUUUUCCUUCUUUUAUUUUUUUCCCCACACUGCUCCAUCAGUGUGAAUCAGCCACCAGUUAAGAAGAGUUAUUGAGAAGAGCCUUUACCGUUACAACUUGCCCAUCAAGGGCAGGUGACCAUUGGCAGUAGGAGGUGGAGAUCCCCAAGAGCUACCCAGCUCUUAGGGAGGCCAGUAAGCAUGGUUAUCAUGUCAACAGUUAAGUGGACACAUAUUUGCUCAGAAGACAUUGGGCCCUGCAGCUCAUCCUAAAAGAUGCUCAUAAAGAGGAGACCAGUGUGGAAGCAAACAGAUGGAGGCAGUGCCUAAGGUUUGCCCAUUUUCCCCUUCUGUUCUCUUUCCCUUUUCACCACAGUACCCUCUCUGUCACAAUUAGUUUCAUCUCAUGUGUUACCAGAAAAACUCUUUGGUUCCUUGGUUUCUCUCUUUAUCAGUGGGCUGGGAACUCCUCCAAAAUUAAAAACAAAUACCAUUAGCAGCUCCCCAUGGCCAGCCAGUUUCUCAAAUACUAUCCACCAGGACUCAUUGAGCAGUGGAUAUCUCAACUAAGAUGACUUGGAAAUUUUGACAGGCUCAAUCACCUGUCUACUUUAUUUUCAUUUUGUUUCAAUUUCUAUUUGAAUUUUGAGUGAGGCUAUGGAAGGGUGGAAAUCAUGGGAAAGGUUUGGAGACUGCAAUUCUAGGGCAUAGCUUGUCAGGAGUUUAUAUGAUCCAAAAUAUAUCCUUCUAUACCUGUUUUAAUCUGUUGCCCUGAUUAUCAUUUCUAUUACAUUUGUGGUUAUUUUUGUAAGAAUAGAGUCCAUUUGCUAUGUCUAUUGGAGACUUUUUUUCCUAUUUUCCCCACAUGGAUGCAGUACCAACCUGUUAAUGAAAUAUCUUUUUAUUAUAUUAUUAAUAUGUAAUUCUACUGUAGACCAAAAAUAUAAAAACGAAAUCGUUCAUUUUAAAGAUAUAAAUAACUAAUGAGUAAGAGGUUAAGAGUUGAAAGAAAAGACAGAAGAGCAGUGGUUAACUAUGUUGAGUUAGAAAUCUAAGAGUAGCCUUACCUAUUUUUUAAACAGUGCUUGCCAAUCAUACCAUAGUUGGGAUUAUAUUAUCUUGGCUUCUUCAUGCUUAUGUUCUAUAAUUUCUUGUUUGUCUGUUUGUUUUCUUUGAUGUAAUUGAGGUUGUACAUCAUGCUAUUUUUGGCAAUGCCUGAUUUUAUUAUAUUGUACUUUUAUCAAGUCAUUUCUUUUAGAAGAACGAGGGGAAACAUUUUAUUUCUUCUUUUAAUUUAAAAUUUGUUUAAUGCACUGGAAAUAAAAUUGGACACAUUUCACUGUUUAAAAAUCAGAAACAAAACAAAACAAAACCAUGAAGAAAAAACUAGCAAGCAAAUAAGCAACAGGGGGAAAAAAACUAUAAAAAAAAAUCUGUUCAUACUGAAUAUACAUGCAAACUACAUCCCACAUCAAAGAUAAAUAUCAUUAGAAAGAAAAACACAUAGCCUAAACUAUAAUGCUAAAAAUAAUAAAGGAACCUGGGUUCGAUGAGAGUGGAGAAAACAAGGCAUUCCUUUGCAAUCAGAAAUCUUGUCAUUGUUCCAAUUAAUACCUAAACAGGUUAAAUGUGGAAAAGAUUAUGAAGGAAAUAACCUCAGCCUUCCUCAUACCACUGGAGUUCUGAGUUACUUUUUUUCCUAGGCUUCAGCUCCAUUUUGAGAAGAAAACAACACACACACACAUACACACACAAUGUGUGAGAAACUGUUUUGUAUGUAUGUGUACCAUAUACCUAUGGACACACUUCAGUCCUUUAACUGCUUAUGCGCUACCUCACACUUUUCUCUUCUGUGAGGAUUUUGAAAUGAUGGUCCUGCAACAUGGAAGACCGUAAAUGACUCAUUGAACAUUGACAUAUGCUAAAGAUGUUCUUGCUCCAGCCUGAUCUCCUUCUUUAGCAUUCCCCAGUACCAAAUGGGCUAGUUAACCCAUAUGAAUGCACAGUGGAAGGACAGAGGUAUUUCUCUUAAUCUACCAGCUACAUCAUUUGUUUAAUGUUUGCUGGGUUUUUCUGGGUUUUGUUUUGUUUUAGAAUAGGGGUGGGAGUAGAUGUAACUUCACAAUCUUAAUACAGUAAAUGUUUUGCAUCUUCCAUGUUUUAUGCAAAAACAGACAUUUAAAUCAAUAAAUAAUUGUGCCCUAGACUGAAAGUUAAUGUUUAGGAGAGGAAAAUAAUUGUUGGAAUUUUUUCUACAUUUUUUUGUGAAGAAUCUUUUUUGGAAAGGAAGGAUACAUAUUUUUGUUGUGUAAUAUUUUCUAUUUUUGAAUGCAUUUUAUUGGUACAAGACUGUUUUUUUGGUGAAGACAUUAUUUAAAAAAAAAAAAAGAAAAAAACUAAUCGAAAAGUUUGCCCUUAAGGAUAUGCUGCAGUUUUGAGGUUAAAAAAAAAAAAUAACUGAUUCAAGAUGCGUGUUAAAAGUUGGGAUUAUAUUGUUGUUUUUUGUAAUUGUUACAAGAAGAAGUUUGUACCCACUGCUGUUUAUUUUGUUUCAGAUGAGUAAGUAAAGGGAUUGUUCUUGUUUUAUUCUUUUUUUAGAGAAAAAAAAAAGCUAUUUAUGAAAUGUCAAAAACACUGGACUGUGAGUUUAAGUGUGGAAGCAUUUACCACCCUGUGUCUUCAACCAAUUAUGGGAAACCCCUUUUCUCUUCCCCUCCGCCUUAGCCUUGCCAAAUGAGAAAAAAAUAACAGCUCUCAGAUGAUCGAAGCCACCGAAGCCCUGCUUUAAUUUUAUGGUUUGAAAAAGUUGGAAAACCAAAGUUAAAUUUGUUUCUGAAAUCCCACUGUCCAUAGCCCUUUUUUUGUACGACACAGCCAGUUGGCUCUGCCUCUUCAUCUUGGAUCAUUGCCUUCUUAAGGACGGGGGCCAGCUCUUAAUGCAAAGAGAGGCGUAGAGGUGGUGAACCUGAGAGCUGAGGUCUCAGGAAGUAAAAUGUGAGUGGGACCUCAGCCUCAGGAGCAGCCACGCUGUCCCAUCCCCAGGCAAAACUGCCCGGAGAGCGCACUGCUAACCACACUCCUUCACCUUCUGCUUCUAAGACUCUCCUGUCACCAUGGCUCUCUAGAAUGGCUCUGCCUUUCUCAGUAGCCCAUUCUCAGUAGCCCACAUUCCAUGGAUGGGAGGGGGGCAAGGAUCCAAAUGAAAGAAGUGGCUGUGGGCGCUGUGAAAGCACCCCCCACCCACAAGGAGGCAAGGUAAGGGACCACUCAGCACAAGGGACCUUGCCCGCCUCCCCUUUGAUUCUGUAGAUUGUCCAUCCAUCUGCUCACUGUGAAGAUGGAGAGGCAGUGGGCCCUAGGCUGAACAAUAGCUUUUCCAUAUUUUUUCAACAUUGAAAAAAUAAUUUUUAAAAACUGUGAUAUUUUUUUAAAAAAUCAUUUGGCUGGAGGGAAGGGAAAAGGUAAACACCAAAAGCUGUAACAUGAUUAACUGGAGAUAUUUAACUGGGGCACUUUCUAGACCAAGACAAACAAAUUCCUUUCUGGACCCUAAAGCAGCCAAAUCUUGAGACUGUCAAUGACAGAAAGCUGAAGAGAGGCCUCCAUUUCCUCCUUUCUCCUUUCUUCUCUCUGUCUCAAUAUUCUCUCUUGUUCUCCUUUCCAGCUUCCUUUGGACUACUGCCCCAAUGACCCUCAGCCUCCCACUUCAUGUGUGCAAACACACACACACACACACACGUACACACACACACACACACACUUGCAAAAAACAUUUUUUCUUAAGGAGUGUGGGACCGAAUAAAAUCACGUGCCUUCAUUUUUUCCUUUUAUAGUUAGAUGAACCUCUUCCUUUAUACAAUGUCGUUUUUAAAAAAAAAUUUUUUUUUUUAAUAAGAUAGAGGAGGUUGAAGUUGUUAGUGGAGGACUUGGGCAUCAUUUGAGAAGUCAUUUCUGUUUAGCAUAUUAAACACAAACAUUUCAACCCUUUCACAACACUCUUUGGACAUUUAGAGCAUCAAGUAAACAGAUAUCCAAUGGCCUAAAUCCAUUUGAUUUUAGAGCAAUUCCUGAAAUUUCUAUUUCAUAGACUUUAAUCUUAUCAAAAUGAGGUGAGCAAAGGCAGUCUGCCUUGUUCUCCCGACUUGGUGCUUUUGCUUGCGGUGGGGUGGGCAGGGGGUGGGAGUGUGGGUAUGUUUAGACAAAGGGUGCAUUCCUAAAGACCUUUGGUGCUGAAGGGCCUCAAGUUCCUUUCAGAGACUGUAUUCGACACACUUUACGUACAUACAAAUGAAUGGUAUCACAUGCAAUAUUCGAAUGGAGCAAUGGAGAGGCUCUUUGAAAUGGGGUUUUGCAUCUUUUUGUGACAUUUUGAUUUCUCUGGUGCCUUAUUCCUACUUGAUGCUGGCACUCACAUACCCACAGGAAACUGACACAGAAGUCAGCCUCGAGAGUGGGGACUAUGGGUGAUACUUGAGCAUGCGGGGGCCACAAGGAGGUUGAUGUCAGUUGAUGGGGAAGAAGCUAAACAGCCUCUCUUAGCUGAAGUCAAGCAGGUACUGCACAAACCUAUUACAGUCAGAGUUCACAAUUCCAGCGUGUACACACACAACACAUUCAUUCUUCCUCAUCUGAGCUUUCCUUCCUUCUUCCUUUUCUAUCUCUACCUUCUCACAAAGGUGCUGCUGCUGCUGCUGCUGCUGCUAAGGUGCCCGGAGUCCAGAAUGCCCAGUAAUCACUCAGGCACAAGCCUGGCACUGCCACGUCAGCCCCUUGCACGAACAAACCCAGGUUUCUCUUGCUUGGGGCUGAGAACUGUCAGAUUUUUCUCAUCAAAAAUGUUUUCCAAGGAAUCAGUGGAUUACAGUUAUUCUGCAUUGAAAAUGCACUUUAAAAAUAUAAAUAAAAGCUCCAGACUGUUUAAAAUAUACAGAGGGAGCAGGGGAAAGAUAAACAUGUGCUAGUGUCUGAACCCAGUUCAGUUUAUCUCCAGUUGAAACAGAUACACUAUAUUAUGUAUAAAUGUAUACACAUUUCCUAUAUAUAUAUCUACAUAUAUAUAGUGUAUAUAUUAUACAUGUAUAGGUGUGUAUAUGUGCAUAUAUACACACAUGCACAUAACAAAAUCAGAUGUUCAUUACAAAUCCAGAUGCUCAUUACAAAACCAGAUGCUACACAAACAGCAGCAGAGGAAACAAGGUUGGACUCUUGCAACAGAUCACAAAAAAUAAAAACAGCCACUUGCAGUGACUUUGGUCAUUUCUGUAGGUUCAUAAGGAAUGAAUUGUAACAAAGAAAAAAGGAACAGUGUUAGUGAAAAAGGAAAAAUGGGCGAAACCAUCUUGAUCCAAUGGGAAUGCAGUAAUGUUCUAUACCAUUUCAUCAGUUAUUUCUUUUAGUCAUGUUGAUUUGAUUUCAGUUCUUGGCUAUUAAAAAAUAAAAAGUUUUCCACUCAAGUGAUCACAACCAACUGAACAAAACAUCGACAGUCAAAGCCCUUUUCAGAGGAAGAUGUCAGAAAACUCAAAACUCUUGACCUGGCUCAGAACUACCAUGUGCAAAUCAGUACUCUCUUAAUGUUUGAAAUAAAAACUGAAAAAAAAAAAAAAAAAAAAAAAA